Perca flavescens (yellow perch) is the source of this 2256-nucleotide messenger RNA. RefSeq names its product protein kinase C, gamma (gene prkcg). NCBI's taxonomy places the organism in Eukaryota, Metazoa, Chordata, Actinopteri, Perciformes, Percidae. The record is from RefSeq and is a predicted model, not a curated record. Gene Ontology annotation, molecular function: ATP binding; zinc ion binding; diacylglycerol-dependent serine/threonine kinase activity. Gene Ontology annotation, biological process: protein phosphorylation. The transcript is spliced from 16 exons.
AUGUCGACCCCGAUCUCCCCUUCCCCCUCCCUCUCCCCGUUGACACUGGCCUCCCCUACAUUGGCAACCUCCCCCGGUCCCUCCCCUCUGCCCUCACCCCUCUCCCCUCCACCCAGGGUGCCUGUUUUCCAGAGGAAGGGAGCGCUCAAACACAAGAGGAUUGUCGAGGUUAAAGACCACCAGUUCACUGCCCGCUUCUUCAAACAGCCCACCUUCUGCAGCCACUGCACCGACUUUAUCUGGGGCAUCGGCAAACAGGGAUUCCAAUGUCAAGUUUGCAGUUUUGUGGUCCACAAAAGAUGUCACGAAUUUGUCACCUUCACUUGUCCUGGCUCUGUGGCGGGCCCCAGACCAGAAGACCUGAAGAGUCAGCACACAUUUAAAGUUCACACUUACUCCAGUCCCACCUUCUGCGACCACUGUGGCUCGCUGCUGUACGGCCUCAUACACCAGGGCAUGAAAUGUGGCAGUUGUGACAUGAACGUCCAUCGACGGUGUGAGACCAGUGUUCCCAGUCUCUGUGGCCAAGACCACACAGAGAAGAGAGGGAGGAUCCACCUGACUGUCAGAGGAGAGACGGAGGAUGUCUACGUCACAGUGCGGGAGGCUCGUAACCUGAUGCCCAUGGAUCCAAACGGCCUGUCAGACCCGUAUGUUAAACUCAAAUUGAUUCCAGACCCGAAGAGCCACAGCAAACAGAAGACCAAGACCAUCCGCUCAACACUUAAUCCCGUCUGGAAUGAGAGUUUCACCUUCUCAGUGCGUGGUCACCAGUGGGACAGGCGUCUGUCUGUGGAGGUAUGGGACUGGGACCGCACGUCCAGGAAUGAUUUCAUGGGAGCGCUGUCAUUCGGAGUGAGUGAGAUCUUCAGGCGUCCUAUCAGCGGCUGGUUCAAACUCCUCGCCCAAGAUGAGGGAGAGUACUAUAACAUCCCUGUGCCAGACCCAGAUCUGCAGGUAGGAAAUUCACUCCAGUACGGACGGGAAAAAAAACCAUUGAUCCUCAUGUUGAACAAAAAGUAGUCUCCCCUACCUGCCUCGCUGCCUGAACCGUUCCCUGUGGCCCUGUCCCCAACCCCUGUACCACCCUGCCCACCAGUCCACACCCCAGGCCCUGCCAAAGUGAAAGUGGGCAUCCUUGACUUCAACUUCCUUAUGGUGCUGGGCAAAGGCAGCUUUGGCAAGGUGCUGCUGGCAGAGGAGCGAGGCAGCGAGCGUCUGUUCGCCGUGAAGGUGUUGAAGAAAGACGUUCUCUACCAGGACGAAGACAUGGAGAGCGCCCUGGUGGAGAGGAGGGUUCUGGCGCUUUCCUCUCGCCCUCACUUCCUCACAUCACUCUACUGCGCCUUCCAGACCGAGGACCGUCUGUAUUAUGUAAUGGAAUACGUCAACGGAGGAGACCUGAUGUUUCACAUUCAGAUAGUCGGCAAGUUCAAAGAGCCUCAUGCAGCGUUUUAUGCAGCAGAGAUAGCAGUCGGCCUCUUCUUCCUUCACAGCAAAGGCAUCAUCUACAGGGAUCUGAAGCUGGAUAAUGUGCUGCUUGACAGCGAGGGCCACAUAAAGAUAGCUGACUUCGGGAUGUGCAGGGAGGGCAUGUUAGAGGGUGACACCACGCACACUUUCUGCGGCACUCCUGACUACAUCGCCCCCGAGAUUGUGGCAUAUCAGCCCUAUGAUAAAGCAGUGGACUGGUGGUCCUAUGGAGUACUGCUGUAUGAAAUGCUGGCAGGACAGCCACCAUUUGAUGGUAUUGACGAGGAUGAGCUGUUUCAGUCCAUCAUGGAACAGAGUGUGGUAUACCCGAAAAAUCUCUCUCGUGAAGCUGUCGCUAUCUGCAAGGGACUCCUGACGAAGCACCCGGCCAAGCGUCUGGGUGGAGGACAGGAUGGAGAGAGAGAAAUCAGGGAGCAUCCGUUCUUCUGCUGGAUUGACUGGGACCGUCUGGAGAGACUGGAGAUCCCAGCGCCCUUCAAACCCAGAACUGGUGGGAGAAAAGGUGAAAACUUCGACAAGUUCUUCACAGCAGCUCCACCAGCUCUCACUCCCUCUGACCCGGAUAUACUAGCAGCCAUCAACCUGGAAGACUUCCAGGGCUUCACCUUCCAAAACCCAGACUUUGCCCCCUCGCCUCUCACCGCUGUUUAAAAAUGGCUCCCACACUUGCAAACAUUUCCUCUGAGGGUACCCAAAAUACCCUGGUAAUCCCCCUAAUAGUAGUUUUAUAACAAAGAAUUUGAACAUGAGAGCUAGCAGCAA